GUGGACUGAGGUCAGGUGAAGCCACAACCUGUCGCCACAAUGUUUCUUUACAACCUAACUCUGCAGCGAGCCACUGGUAUCAGCUAUGCUAUCCAUGGCAACUUUUCCGGUACCAAACAGCAAGAGAUUGUUGUUUCCCGAGGGAAGAUCUUAGAAUUGCUGCGUCCUGAUCCAAACACUGGGAAGGUUCAUACAUUGCUGACUGUAGAAGUGUUUGGAAUUAUCCGCUCCCUUAUGGCCUUCAGGUUAACUGGAGGAACCAAAGACUAUAUUGUGGUGGGCAGUGAUUCAGGGCGCAUUGUUAUCUUGGAGUACCAACCCUCUAAAAAUUUAUUUGAGAAGAUUCAUCAGGAAACCUUUGGCAAGAGUGGCUGUCGUAGAAUUGUCCCUGGUCAGUACUUGGCUGUGGAUCCUAAAGGACGAGCUGUCAUGAUCAGUGCCAUUGAGAAGCAGAAAUUAGUGUAUAUUCUGAACAGAGAUGCUGCGGCUCGACUCACCAUUUCUUCCCCAUUAGAAGCCCACAAGGCCAACACCUUGGUUUACCAUGUAGUUGGAGUCGAUGUUGGGUUUGAAAAUCCCAUGUUUGCUUGUCUGGAAAUGGAUUAUGAGGAAGCUGACAAUGAUCCUACAGGAGAAGCAGCAGCCAAUACCCAGCAGACUUUGACAUUUUAUGAGUUGGAUCUGGGUUUGAAUCACGUGGUGAGGAAAUACAGUGAACCCUUGGAGGAACAUGGCAACUUUCUUAUAACAGUCCCUGGAGGCUCUGAUGGUCCAAGUGGAGUGCUGAUUUGCUCAGAAAACUACAUCACCUACAAAAACUUUGGUGACCAACCAGAUAUUCGAUGUCCUAUUCCCAGGAGAAGGAAUGACUUGGAUGACCCUGAGAGAGGCAUGAUUUUCGUCUGCUCUGCUACACACAAGACCAAGUCCAUGUUCUUUUUCCUGGCUCAGACAGAGCAAGGUGAUAUCUUCAAAAUCACUUUGGAAACUGACGAGGACAUGGUCACAGAGAUUCGACUAAAGUACUUUGACACUGUUCCUGUAGCUGCUGCCAUGUGUGUGCUGAAAACCGGUUUCCUGUUUGUGGCUUCUGAGUUUGGCAACCAUUACCUGUACCAAAUCGCUCACCUGGGAGAUGAUGAUGAGGAGCCAGAGUUUUCCUCUGCCAUGCCCCUGGAGGAAGGGGACACUUUCUUUUUCCAGCCACGGCCUCUUAAGAACCUGGUGUUGGUGGACGAGCUGGACAGCCUGUCUCCGAUAUUAUGCUGUCAGAUAGCUGAUCUGGCUAAUGAAGAUACACCCCAGUUAUAUGUGGCCUGUGGAAGGGGACCUCGAUCGUCGUUGAGGGUCCUAAGACAUGGACUUGAGGUAUCUGAGAUGGCUGUCUCAGAGUUGCCUGGUAACCCCAACGCUGUCUGGACAGUGAGGAGACAUGUUGAAGAUGAGUUUGAUGCUUAUAUCAUCGUGUCCUUCGUCAAUGCCACCCUGGUGCUUUCUAUUGGAGAAACUGUAGAGGAAGUGACUGACUCUGGAUUCCUGGGCACCACACCUACCUUGUCCUGCUCACUGUUGGGGGACGAUGCUUUGGUGCAAGUUUAUCCUGAUGGCAUCCGGCAUAUCAGGGCAGAUAAAAGAGUUAAUGAGUGGAAAACGCCAGGCAAGAAAACUAUUGUCAAAUGUGCUGUGAACCAGAGACAAGUGGUGAUCGCGCUGACGGGAGGAGAGCUCGUCUACUUUGAGAUGGACCCGUCAGGGCAGCUGAAUGAAUACACGGAAAGGAAGGAGAUGUCAGCUGAUGUGGUGUGCAUGAGCUUGGCCAAUGUUCCCCCUGGAGAGCAGCGCUCCCGUUUCCUUGCUGUUGGGCUGGUAGACAAUACUGUCCGCAUCAUUUCACUUGACCCCUCAGACUGCCUGCAGCCUUUGAGUAUGCAAGCCCUUCCUGCCCAGCCAGAAUCACUGUGUAUUGUUGAGAUGGGUGGAGCUGAGAAGCAGGAUGAGCUGGGGGAGAGGGGCUCCAUUGGCUUCUUGUACCUGAACAUUGGCUUGCAGAAUGGUGUACUGCUGCGAACUGUCCUCGAUCCAGUCACUGGAGAUCUUUCCGACACAAGAACCAGGUAUCUUGGCUCUCGCCCUGUGAAGCUCUUCCGGGUCCGCAUGCAAGGACAAGAAGCGGUGCUGGCCAUGUCAAGUCGGUCAUGGCUGAGUUAUUCCUACCAGUCCCGCUUCCACUUAACCCCUCUGUCAUAUGAGACGUUGGAGUAUGCUUCUGGCUUUGCCUCCGAGCAGUGUCCAGAGGGCAUUGUGGCCAUCUCCACAAACACACUGAGAAUUUUGGCAUUAGAGAAGCUGGGAGCGGUCUUCAACCAGGUGGCCUUCCCCUUGCAGUACACGCCCAGGAAGUUCGUCAUUCACCCCGAGAGCAACAACUUGAUCAUCAUUGAGACUGACCACAACGCCUAUACUGAGGCCACGAAAGCCCAGCGGAAGCAGCAGAUGGCUGAGGAAAUGGUAGAAGCCGCGGGUGAAGAUGAGAGGGAACUUGCUGCCGAGAUGGCCGCAGCUUUUCUGAACGAGAACCUUCCAGAGUCCAUCUUUGGUGCCCCAAAGGCAGGAAACGGGCAGUGGGCAUCGGUCAUCAGGGUGAUGAACCCCAUCCAGGGCAACACUUUGGAUCUAGUCCAGCUGGAGCAGAACGAAGCUGCCUUUAGUGUGGCUGUGUGUCGAUUCUCCAACACUGCUGAUGACUGGCAUGUCCUGGUGGGAGUGGCCAAGGACCUGAUCCUGAAUCCCCGCUCAGUUGCCGGAGGGUUUGUCUACACCUACAAACUGGUGAAUGGCGGAGAGAAGCUGGAAUUCCUGCACAAGACCCCAGUGGAGGAGGUACCAGCGGCUAUUGCCCCAUUCCAAGGCAGAGUGCUGAUCGGUGUGGGAAAGCUGUUGCGUGUCUAUGACUUGGGCAAGAAGAAGCUUCUCCGAAAGUGUGAAAACAAGCACAUUGCCAACUACAUCAGUGGGAUCCAGACCAUCGGGCACCGGGUGAUUGUCUCAGACGUCCAGGAGAGCUUUAUCUGGGUGCGCUACAAGAGGAACGAGAACCAGCUCAUCAUCUUUGCAGACGACACCCACCCACGUUGGGUCACUACUGCCAGCCUCCUGGACUAUGACACCGUGGCCGGAGCCGACAAAUUCGGCAACAUUUGCGUGGUGAGGCUGCCUCCCAACACGAACGAUGAGGUAGAUGAAGAUCCAACUGGCAACAAGGCUUUGUGGGACCGAGGGCUCCUCAACGGAGCCUCACAGAAGGCAGAGGUGAUUAUGAACUACCAUGUCGGAGAAACAGUGCUGUCUCUGCAGAAGACCACGCUGAUCCCAGGGGGCUCCGAAUCACUCGUCUACACCACCUUGUCCGGUGGCAUUGGCAUUCUGGUCCCAUUCACAUCACAUGAAGAUCAUGACUUCUUCCAGCACGUUGAGAUGCAUCUCCGUUCCGAGCACCCUCCUCUCUGCGGACGGGACCACCUCAGCUUCCGCUCCUAUUAUUUCCCUGUAAAGAAUGUCAUUGACGGGGAUCUGUGUGAGCAGUUCAACUCCAUGGAACCCAACAAGCAGAAGAACGUGGCUGAAGAGCUGGACAGGACCCCGCCCGAGGUCUCCAAGAAGCUGGAGGACAUCCGCACCCGCUAUGCUUUCUAAGCAGGAGUCUGUUCUGGGACUUGGCUAGGACUCUGUUCCAAAGAUGCACAGUGGAGAACGCCAUUCCCACCUCCACCCUCCCACUCUGGCUGGAUUG
Molecule: messenger RNA, 3790 nt
Organism: Euleptes europaea (tarantolino)
Lineage: Eukaryota; Metazoa; Chordata; Lepidosauria; Squamata; Sphaerodactylidae
Gene: SF3B3
Product: splicing factor 3b subunit 3
Exons: 25
Coding region: 40-3693 (1217 amino acids)
Biological process (GO): mRNA splicing, via spliceosome
Cellular component (GO): U2 snRNP; nucleus
Molecular function (GO): protein binding; U2 snRNA binding
Source: RefSeq, a predicted model, not a curated record